Molecule: messenger RNA, 3747 nt
Organism: Colossoma macropomum (tambaqui)
Lineage: Eukaryota; Metazoa; Chordata; Actinopteri; Characiformes; Serrasalmidae
Gene: st8sia1
Product: ST8 alpha-N-acetyl-neuraminide alpha-2,8-sialyltransferase 1
Exons: 5
Coding region: 646-1650 (334 amino acids)
Biological process (GO): oligosaccharide metabolic process; N-glycan processing
Molecular function (GO): alpha-N-acetylneuraminate alpha-2,8-sialyltransferase activity
Source: RefSeq, a predicted model, not a curated record
ACACGGGCGCUUUGUCUCGCUACAGCAGCCACUCAGAGGGGCUCUGCGACUGAAAGAUCUCUCCUGCAUUCGGGGGGCGACGGAGGGAGAAGGGAGGAAGCAGCGCGCAUUUUGGACGCUGAACGGGCUCGAGAUGUGUGCGUGAAGAGGGCUAUGUGGCAGCGGAGAGCCAGGCAUAGAUUUUUGGAAGCGCCAGGGGAGCGUGAGCACACGGGCCAUCUCGGGGUGAUGGAGGGAGCGCUGCUGCUUUGGCUUUCGCACGAUAACGCGACCCGGAUGCUGCCGGCUGGGCCGAGCUGAGUCUGUGCUGUGUUUUUUUUUGCCCUCUCGUUGAACCUGAUCCACGCAUGGAGAGAGGAUCUGUACAUUUGUCCUGCUACGAGCGAUGGUCAUCGGGCAUUACGGUCAGCCUGCAGCGCUGCAGAAACAAACAGGGGAUUUGAUGGACGCAUGAAGGGCCGAGACACUGGCUAGACCUAUCUGACUGACUGACUGCAGGUUCCUGGAGGGAGUAGGGAUGCGGCGCGUUCUUAGUAUAAGCCAGUUUGCUCGUAACGGUGGGGGUACCUGAAUAAUAGAAACACUCAGCCUAGACGCGUGUGAGUAAUUGGGAUAGGAUUGGGAUCUGGCUCUGCUGGAGGCGUCAUGAUGUCUCUGAGAUGCCACAGAAGUAAGCCCGUUUGGGCCGCCCUGUGCGUGCUGGUGCUCUGCUGGCUCUACAUCUUCCCCGUCGACAGGAUGCCCAGCGACAAAGAGGUAGUGGAGGAGGUUCUGAGACAGGGCCAAGCUUGGACCAGGAACCAGACUGGCAUUGAUUUGUACAGGAAGUUGAUAGCAGAAUGCUGUGACCCGAAGAGGAUGUUUGCAGUCACCAAGGAGAACUCACCAAUAGGGAAGGUUCUGUGGUACGAUGGCGAGUUCUACCACUAUCACACAGUCAACAACGAGACCUAUCAGUUCUUCAUACAGGAUACUCCUCUGCAGCUGCCGCUGAAGAAGUGUUCAGUGGUGGGUAACGGAGGGGUUCUGAAGAACAGCGGCUGUGGAAGAGACAUUGACCAGGCCGACUUUGUUAUGAGAUGUAACCUGCCUCCACUGUCCAAAGAAUACACUGAUGAUGUGGGUACAAAGACACAGCUGGUGACCGCCAAUCCCAGUAUUAUAGAGAAGAGCUUUCAGAACCUCCUGUGGUCUCGGAAAGCCUUCGUGGAGAGCAUGAAGGCCUACGGCUCCAGCUACAUCUACAUGCCUGCUUUUUCCAUGAAGCCAGGGACUGACCCCUCCCUCAGGGCUUAUCACGCCCUGGCUGACUCCGCCUCCAACCAGACCGUGCUGUUUGCCAACCCGGACUUUCUGAAGAACGUGGGCCGCUUCUGGAAGAGCCGUGGCGUGCACGGCAAGCGCCUGUCCACUGGUCUCUUCCUGGUCAGCCUUGCGCUGGGCCUGUGCGAGGAAGUCACGGUCUACGGCUUCUGGCCCUUUUCGGUGGGGCUGGAUGAGCGGCCAGUCAGUCAUCACUAUUACGACAACAUCCUGCCCUCGUCGGGCUUCCACGCCAUGCCCGAGGAGUUCCUGCAGCUGUGGCACCUUCACAAGAGCGGUACACUGCGCAUGCGCGUGGGCCGUUGUGCACAAGGAAAGGUCCAGUAAGAGGAGGAGUGGUUGCCCUGGGCAACCGUCUUAGAGUUUUUUCUGUUAGUGGCUCCGCCCCCCACCACCACAACCACCACAACCACCACCACCUUUUCUUCAGAUUAGCAUAAGAAUAAGGAGUGAGAAUAACCCCCCCCCAAACUGAUAUCACCCGUAGUCUCUGCUUGAUUGCAGUAGAAAAAGACUCAAUACCACCUCCUAACGCACACAUCCCCACCCUCACACAUGCACUCAGUCACACAAAUACACACAUUUUCUUUGCUGUUGCCAAGGGGAUGUCAUUUAGACCUGCAUGGACGUCCAUUUCCACAAUUCACCAGGCAGCGUUUGAGGACUGAGGUGGGGGGAUGCGGGGGCUGGUUAGGAGCCAUAGGCUUACUGUUUGAAUGCUAUAGCCAUAGCUGUGUUUUUUUAUGGCAGCUGGGCUCUAGGACCCCCCGGGCCUUUUUUUUUUCUCUAAAGCCAGAACAAGAGGACGGGGCGUGUGGGGGUGGGUACUUAAAGAUGUCUUGAAUGGAUUCAGAUGAAGGAGAAGAAAUAAGAAAAGCAGGCUCUUUGCCAAGGCAACAGAGUCGGAGAGGGGGGUUGGUUAGGGUGGGUAGAUCUGGGCUAAAAAUGGACAAGAGAAAAGAGAAACAAACUAGAAACACCGCAGCGUAAAUUCUUACAUUGUUUUGUUUUUUGGUUGUCACAUCCUGAGGAUGAAAUUUUUCAAGCGGGGGAAAUAACAGUGUGAAAAAGACUGACUUGAACUUUGUUUUGUCAAAAUUCUGAGCGCAGAUCCAACGUACAGACCAAGUUCUAGCCACCAAAAGGGAAACAUGAACAUUUGAAAUGAAGUGAAAUGAAUGUACUGCAAAUGCACUGCUGUUUGAACCACCAUUUGAACAUUCUUUCAUCACACAACCGUCUAUUCUAAGAUGUACUUCUGUAUAUCCUGUGUUUGUGUACUGAGGUUGCAACCCAUAGUUAAAAGGAAGGUAAAGGUGGAGCCUGUGACAAGGUUCACAUUCCAUCAGGGGUGGAUGAACAAUAUAUUAUAUUUGUUUUUUUGCCAGUGGAAGUGCUGUGACCGCCUUUAAAGUGAACUAAUGUGAACUGCAGCCUUGCUUUGCGUGCGAUUUGUCCUGCGAAAGGUAGCCGUGGUUGAUGCAGGAGCAGAUGUAGUCAUGCUGUAGGUACCCUGGGAGCAGUAGUGCUGCUCCUGGCUGCUUUGGGUGCUGGACACCUUGUACUGGAACAUAUUUUGUACAUACUCAGCAUUACUUUGGUCAGUGUUUUAGUCAGCAUUCUGAUUCCUUUGAAUGUAAAGGCAGCCAAUGAAGUAAUCUGCUACUGGAGUAGUUUAUAUCUGUACACCUUUUAGGUAGACAGUUUUUUUUUCUUAAAGGAAUGCUCAAGUGUUUUCAGUCUCUGUAUUGUACGGUCAGAACCACAGACAAUAAAUGUGAUGCAUUUUUAUGUAUUUAGUACAAAGACAGAAAAAUUGUUGGGGGGUUCUAAAGGCCCAAAAAAUGUGAGGCACAUUACAGUCUUCAUUUUCUUUAAGAACUUCACACUGUGUUUUUUUUAAUAGUGCUUCUGGCAGCACGUCUGUUGCUUAGCAACAACAGCGUCAGUCAGCUGUGUUAGCGAGCUAUCGUAUCUACAGGCAGAAAGUUGAACAACUACUUAAGUAGCCUAUGCCAUGCUGCUAGCACAAAGAUAAGGUAAAAAAAAACAGUUUUUUAUUUAUGUAAUGAUGUGAUGUUGUGAUAAUCCCUCCUUCAUUAUAGUUGUUACUGAAGGUCCAACUUACCUUUGAUCUGAUUGGUCAGCACAGAAAAAAUGCACAAGCCAUAAGGUACUUGACCUCUUCCAGGUAAACGCUCUUCAGGUGAGGCAGGCCCUGCGUCAGGCAGACAUCGCUAGCCGUGUGGUGUAAAAAGCUACAUAAAUUAACACAGUAGGGUUUGCAUGCAUCAUUUCAUAUCAGCUGCAUUUUAAGGAUGCACUGCAUGUUGAGGGAAGAUUCAUCAACAGACACAUUUUCUAAAUGGGUCAAGCUAUGGUGAAUGUGUUUGAAUGCGUGGCUCCUCUGGACAGAUCUACCAA